GUUUUGGAACACAGCCUCACAGGUGUAGACAAUGCUGCAUCACCUUUGCACUGUUCUUGUUCAGUUCAUGAGAGAGAUUUAGAGGUUGUCUAACACUGUCCAACAAUAUCGUGCUGCGCUGCUUGGAUUAGGUUCACGUGGCGGAACCGCCCCGCCGUUUGUGCCCCUGCCGAGGAACUGGAGACCUCUUCGCUGAUGGCUCAACGUCUUCAUGGUGACUUGGUUGAGCGCCCACUGCUCGAUGCCGAUGGGCGAUGCAUCGCGAGGGUUCAACGCUUGGGAUUGACUCACUUCGAUGUGACGGGCUGCUUUGAGAGCUCUGACUGGGACGUGUUCCUCUCUGCUCUGGACGACCCAGGUCUUGCUGCACCGAAAGCUGUUUACUCGGACACCCUGCAGGAGUGAAAGGGUGGUGAGGUCGGGUACGGUGUUGCUGCGCAAGCGGAGCUAUCCUUCGCGGAGCGGGGUGGGGAAGUUUCUUCCACGUCAGACCGACAUCGUGCUGGAACAGCCCGUUCGCUUCAAGACAAGUCGGCAGAAGCAAGUGAGGUUCUUGAUGUGGGGCUGGAACUCCUAGAAAAGGUGAAAGUUCCAAUGAUUGGUUUCAGAUGAUGCUCGAACUCCCAAUGUGGGUGAGAAUUGGGGAGAUGCUCGAAUUUGGAGCCAAGCACGAAUAUUUGAGAUUUGAUGUUUAAAGAAGUGGACCAAAGUAUACCAAAGUCACUCCUGUACCACUCAUACCAUUUAUCGCGAUCUCCAUUUCAUACCUCCCAGAUUCGUCCCGUUCCGGAAACCGGACAAAGAACACCCAGACCACGUGGGUCACCGCUUUCUCUACCGUGGCAGGUCUUCGAGACCGCGAUUCGCUUUGGCCUCAUCACGGAAGAAUCAGGCCAUCCUGCCUUCCAUGGCUUCGCUUUCAUGCCAGACUUGAACCACCUGCUUUGGCGCGCAGAAGGAACACGGCAGUUUCUUCAUUUGGUCUUUACCUUGUUCUGCGGUGGCGUUCAGCGACAGUGCGAAGCCUACAUGGGACCUGGAGAAGAAGAUAUCCUUGACCAACAUUUGGGUUAUUUUCAACCGUGGCACGUGGCCCCAUUCUGGGUGCACAUGCCAACACACUUCGAGGGGCUACGCCAGAGCGUGAAUUUGGAGCUGCGCUCAGGGUCCAUCGAAAAGCCCUGCAGCAGAUGGCAUUGCGUCCAGGCCAUUGACGCGGAGUGGAACGAACAUCUACAAAGUACAGACUUUCAUCGUGUGAUCUACAAUGCUGAGAAUCCCUUCGCCACGUUGCCCUUCGAAAAGCAAGUCUUCCAAGGUGCCAUUGCCCUCAUUCGCCAGGGCGGUGGUUGCGGCUUCGCCUACAAAGCCUGUGCUGCCCGGGCAGCGGGUGCAGUGGGCUGCAUCAUCUGGAGCUCCGAAUCGCUGGACCUCCUCCAAGGGCCGAUGGUUCGCACCUUCCAGGGCCGAACAAGUCCCGAUCCCGAAAUCCCAUGUGUUCUGGUCUCAGAAGAUGCUGGAAGGCGGAUCUUUGCAGCUCUUCAAGGAGGACCUUUGUACGUCAAGAUCCACAUCGAGCGCAAUGAGUCAUUCCAGGCCUUCCGGAGAAACGUCGCCCUUGGGCAUCGCGUCCGCAUGGCGCUCCUGGCGGAAAGCAUCAUCGCCAAGCCUGGGAUGGGAGUGGUCGACUUCCAGGAAUAUUUCUUCCGAAACAUGUGAGACAGGACGACGAUGUACGGGACGACGGCCUGUGAGUGCGACCAUUGACUAGAUCGACAUUCGCAAUGGUUGUUCGCAAGCCGGACAGCGGAUGGGCUGAAGAAACCAUAAGCCGUUCGCAGCUUUUUUGGACAAAGACCUUCCCAGAGAUGGGCCCAUCCUUGACCGCCCUAUGCUCAACCAAAGUGGCUGUGCUCCACCCAGGGUCAAAGAAACCCUGUGCUGGAUGUGAGCAAUCCCCCGUCUCGGGAGAUCUACAAUCGAAGCCAAGAUGGGCAUCGAAGCCUUCGCACCCAGAAGCCAAAAAGAGCUGAUGGGUAGAUUCCAACGGAGCUCUAGAAGAGAGAUGUGGCCAAUGCUUUGUAA
This is a messenger RNA of Durusdinium trenchii, 2085 nucleotides long. The record is from the annotation of a GenBank genome assembly. NCBI's taxonomy places the organism in Eukaryota, Dinophyceae, Suessiales, Symbiodiniaceae.